GGACGGAACGCUUCUUUCAUCAGCUGCAACAGUUAGUCAGACACCUCGGUAGCUUGAUAGACAAAUAGCCGAACCAAUAAAGCUCUUUAGACGCUUUCGUGUUUAUUAGCCACUGUAUUUUAAACUCACUACUCUUGUCUAGUUAGUUAUCCGAUUUAAUUUCAUAUUUACGGUGUUGUUAUUAGUCAGCUAGCGGGCUGGUUAAGUUAGCAUUAGCCUAGCUAGCUAACAUCUCUGACCAUGAGUUCACUAAGCUGCUCUCCUCCUGAUAAAGAAGAGGUGGUCUGCUGGACGGAGAAAGAAGCUCUGGUGAAAGAGGAGGAGGAAGUUACAAUACAAAAACAAGUAGAGGGUGAGGCUGUUACGGUGAAAGAAGAAGAGAAAGACGUCUCAGUUAAAGAAGAGGAAGAUACGUUCAGAGUGAAAGAGGAGGAGGAUGUUACAGUAAAAGAAGAGGAGGAAGAGAAAGAGGAGGAUGCGGUUUUUGGAGUGAAAGAGGAGGAGGAGGAGGUGACUGUCACAUCCAAAAAGGAGGAGGAAGAAGACGAGGAAACUGGAUAUCUGUGCCCGGUUUCCCAAAAGCAUAUUCAGGCGUCCAAUGGUUCUAACAAUGAAUUUAGCCGUAAGAUGGUUUUGAGAAACCGGGCCCUGAUUAACACUAGAGAGAGACGGGACUAUCGUGGAUCCUCUGGGGAGCCUCAACAACCUCAUGAUGCUGACAAGGCAGAGAAGAGUCUCUCCACAUUAGAACACCCCAAGAAACACCUGCAGAGAUCCACAGGGAAGAGAACUCUCUGCUGCUCUGACUGUGGGAAGAGAUUCACCUCAUCAGGCAUUACAAUUCAUCAGCGAACACACACAGGGGAGAAAUCUUAUAGCUGUGAUCAAUGUGGGAAGAGUUUUACUACAUCUGGAUCUCUGACUUUACACCAGAGAACACACACAGGAGAUAAAUCCUAUAGCUGUGAUGAAUGUGGGAAGAGUUUUGCCCAAUCUGGAGCGCUGACAGUAGCAGGUUCAACCUGA
Oncorhynchus keta (chum salmon) is the source of this 1026-nucleotide messenger RNA. RefSeq names its product zinc finger protein 3-like. Gene Ontology annotation, molecular function: RNA polymerase II cis-regulatory region sequence-specific DNA binding; DNA-binding transcription factor activity. Bases 241 to 1026 code for a protein of 261 amino acids. The transcript is spliced from 3 exons. Gene Ontology annotation, biological process: regulation of transcription by RNA polymerase II. The record is from RefSeq and is a predicted model, not a curated record. Lineage: Eukaryota; Metazoa; Chordata; Actinopteri; Salmoniformes; Salmonidae.